UCCAACUCUCUCGAAUAUCUUUCAGAAUGAACGAUGCAGCUUGGUUUCUUCUCCUUCUUCUAAUUUCAUCGUUCUCAUCGUGCGCGUGCGUGAGCUCUCCUAGGACGCCCGUUGUUCGCACACCGAACGGACCUGUUCGCGGUUUGAUAUCGCGCACGAUAUGGCACUCGAUGAGGUAUUCCUCGUUCAAGGGAAUCCCUUAUGCAAAACCACCACUCGGCGACUUGAGAUUCAAGCCUCCAGUUCCGAUAGAUCCUUGGAGAAAAGUGUUACACGCGUACGAGGAGGGAAGCGUGUGUCCCCAAUGGGAUUAUUUAUCGCUUGCCUACAUGGGACGCGAGGAUUGCUUGUUUUUGAACGUUUUUACUCGAGAGGUGGAAUUCAAAAAACGGAUAAAUUUGAGGCCGGUUAUGAUUUGGAUACACGGAGGUGGUUAUUUCUCAGGGUACAGCAAUUCGUCGUUGUACGGGCCUGACUUCUUUCUGGAGGAAGAUGUCGUUUUAGUCAGUUUCAAUUAUCGACUGGGAGUCCUAGGAUUCUUGGCAUUAAAACAUCCUAAUGCGACCGGCAACGCUGGCUUGAAAGAUCAACGGUUGGUCUUUCAGUGGGUGCAAAAUAACAUAGCCGCGUUUGGAGGUGAUCCAAAUCAAGUAACGAUCUUUGGGGAAAGUGCUGGUGGCACUUCCAUCGGUUUCCACAUGUUAUCCGAACGGUCCAAAGGAUUAUUCCUUCGAUCGAUUAGCAUGAGCGGCAGCCCAUUGUGUCCUUGGGCGUAUCACUCGCCCGAACAGAUGAUCCAGAACGCUUAUCAACUUGCAACCGUUCUCGAAUACACUCCCAAGAACCACGACGAUUUGCUGAAUUACUUUCGCCAAGUACCUUUAAUGGAACUUAUACGCGCAUCGACUAAAGUUGACAUGAAUUUGCUUCCAUUUCGACCGACCAUAGAGGAUCCCGAUAUCGAUCCUUGCAAUAGCACGGUGAUAACGGAAUGCCCCAUAACGAGAUAUCACAACGGUGAUUUGUAUCGUCACGAUAUAAUGCUGGGUUACACCCACGACGAAGUUUUCUUCUUUUUCGGUCCACCGAUCGGGGUGGCGAGCACGAUCAAUUGGGCGAAAAAAUAUCUACAAAACGCGGCUAAAGAGAACAAAGAUAUCGGUGAAGAGCCGCAAGCGUUGCUCGCUCGGGUGGUGAACGAUCUCGUCAAAGCUGGUUCAAGCAGGCCAAGAAGAUUUUUGGAAUGCUUUCUGGAUUCACACAGAUAGGGAUGGAUGUAUUUUUCAGCGGCCCUAUCGAUUUGACUCAAAGAUUGCUCGCGAAACACAAUAAGGGCCAUCCUGUUUAUUAUUAUCGGUUGUCGUAUCAAUCCAAGUAUGCUUUGCACAAAGUCAAGGACAAUCCAUUGAACGGAACUGCACAUUUUGACGACGUUGGAUACAUAUUCAAUCCAAAAUUGCUUGGCGCGCCCACCAAUCCUAAGAACAGUUUCAAUCGAUUUAGGAAGAAGAUGGUUGCUUUGUGGGCUAACUUUGCUAAAUAUGGAAAUCCUACUCCAAAAAAUUUUUCUUUCGACGUCAAGUGGAUAAAAUCUGGGAGCGAAGGUUUUCAUCUGGACAUUAAUACCAUGUCCACGAUGCAUAAACGAUUGAUUGACAAAAAAACUGAAUACGUGGAGAAAUUGCUUUACAAGUUAUCCCCAUUGAUCACUUCUUGCGUGAAAAAGCCU
This is a messenger RNA of Apis florea (little honeybee), 1729 nucleotides long. Its product is annotated as juvenile hormone esterase. The record is from RefSeq and is a predicted model, not a curated record. Lineage: Eukaryota; Metazoa; Arthropoda; Insecta; Hymenoptera; Apidae.